AUGUCUAUGCAGGAACUCCCGAAUGAGCUACUGCUUGUGAUUGCAUCCAGCCUGGAUUCAGAAGCAGACAUCAAUAGCUUGUCUCGCAUCAAUCACCGCUUUCAUAUUCUCCUUACUCCAUUUCUCUACGAAUAUAACGUUAAGCACGCAGAUGGCUAUGCAUUGCAUUGGGCAGCACAUACUGGCCAGCUCUCAACAACACGUAGAGUGCUCGAUUCCGGUGCACAAGUCAAGUCCUACACCUACCAAACCCCGUAUGGCCUAGACGUUUCCUUUCUCGGUCAGGUGGUAUUUACUGGCUCGAUAGAGGUCUUUGAGUUGCUCCUACAGCACAUUGCUUCUACUUCAGCCCCGGGCUCAGCAGAUCUCAACAUACACAAUGCUCUUGUUGCCAAGGAUGUACAUAAGUGGACAGCAUUAUUCUUCGCUUCUGCAUAUGGAUAUGCGGAUAUUGUCCAUAUCAUUCUCGAAAAAGGAAUAGACCCCAACACCACCGACUUCGUCGGUAGAACGCCGCUCUUUCUUGCUUGCUCACAGGGGAAACCCGAUGUCGUUGACGCCCUUCUGGAAUACCCGAAUAUCGACACAGAUAUCUCUGACGAUGUUGGAGCCACUCCUAUCUUUGAAGCAGUACGUGAAAAGAAUGUGGACAUAGUAGUGGCACUGCUAGCCCGUGGAACACGUCUGGCCAUUCACUCAGUCCACAUAUCGAAACACCUCUACACAGAGCUGGACGAUGUGCAUCCAAACGCAAUAUUCGAUAAUUACACUCCAUUGGAGUUCGCAGUCCACAGUGGCUUUGAGGAUGGGGUGGAAUUGCUUUUGAGUGACAAGAGGACCAACCCAGAUCUAAAUGUCAUACCAGAUGGAGGAACUCCUCUCUUCUGGGCAUUGGUUUAUGGUCAUGAGAGAAUGGUGAAGCUCCUUCUUGAUGCUGGCGCAAACCCGAACAUUUGUAACUGGCAAUGGGUCUCGCCGGCUAUUUUAAUGGAGAUACCUGAUGUUAAAGCCCGGAGUGCCUUGCUGGACCAGAAACAAAGCACCACCUCGCUUCCUCUGCGCUCUAGAUAA
Aspergillus glaucus CBS 516.65 is the source of this 1071-nucleotide messenger RNA. RefSeq lists its product as uncharacterized. Gene Ontology annotation, molecular function: protein binding. The record is from RefSeq and is a predicted model, not a curated record. The transcript is spliced from 2 exons. The coding region runs from base 1 to 1071 and encodes 356 amino acids. Lineage: Eukaryota; Fungi; Ascomycota; Eurotiomycetes; Eurotiales; Aspergillaceae.